Molecule: messenger RNA, 1429 nt
Organism: Stegastes partitus (bicolor damselfish)
Lineage: Eukaryota; Metazoa; Chordata; Actinopteri; Pomacentridae
Gene: bacc1
Product: BPTF associated chromatin complex component 1
Exons: 6
Coding region: 300-917 (205 amino acids)
Cellular component (GO): MLL1 complex; NURF complex
Source: RefSeq, a predicted model, not a curated record
GUUCAAGUUAUAAAGUCGCGCAACAUUCCCUUUCUCCGUCUGUCUUUGUUGAUCGAUAUUUAUAUUUUCAUCCGAAUAUGUAAUUUAUUGUUGAUUCCAAAUCAAACCACGGCCUCUUAUCGGACGUGACCAGCCGAAGGUUCCUGGUUUUUAAAGGAAAUCUCACAGAGCUCUUUAUGGAAGCUGCUGACGUCCGGAGCUAGCUACACAAGCUAACUAUAGCUAGCAGCUAGCUGUGUGUUGUCAUUAUUAGUUGUGAAGAAAAAAAAACAAGUUUAACGAAAAAACCUUUCACCAGCAUGACGUCAGCCUCCGCGAAGGUCGGGGAGAUUUUCUCAGCAGCCGGAGCUGCUUUCACCAAACUGGGCGAACUGACGAUGCAGCUGCACCCGGUGUCCGACUCCAGCCCCGCAGGAGCGAAGUGGACGGAGACGGAGAUCGAGAUGCUGCGUUUGGCCGUUCGUCGCUUCGGAGACGACCUCAACAACAUCAGCACGGUGAUCAAAGAGCGCACAGUAGCUCAGAUCAAGAGCACGGUGAAGAGGAAGCUGUACGAGGACAGCCGAGUCCCCAUUUCCUCCGAGUCCCCGAAGAAGACCGUCAAGAAGGCCACCGUCGCCAUGACGCCGCCUCCCGCCCCCGCCACGCCCGCCAUGAUCGCCGUGCCGACCUCACAGGUUGUCGUGGCGACAGGGAUGCAGAGCAGCCCCUCCCUGGCCCCGCCCAUCAAGAAACAGAAGACAGCAGACGUGACGCUCAGCGCUCUGAAUGACUCGGACGUGAACAGCGACUUGGUGGACAUCGAAGGACUCGGCGACGGUUCGUCCAGCAAGAAGCUCAACUUUGACCAGGAGAGCCUCAACCUGGACUCCAGCCUCAUCAUGAACUCCAGCGAUCUUCCCCUUCUGUCCCGCUGACCUCCGACAUCUCAGACCGCAGGAAGCUGGAGCCGCCGCAGAAACGUAGACUUUUAUUUUUUUAAAAGGAGGACGGUCCUGUUGCCUGUCGCCGUUGAUAAAACGUGAUUCUCUGCAUUUUGUAGUUUGAAAGCGUGAAACUAAACCCGUGUAUUUUAUUCUGUUAGAGGCGGUGACGGAUCAGGUCGGGUUUCUUCUUUCGUUUUUAGAAACAGAUUUUUUUUUUUUUGAAGCAGAAUUAUGUUUUCAGGUCAGUUCCUGUUUGGAAAUCACACAAACAUCCGUCGUUUGACGUCAUCAUGAAGAAUAACGUCGAGCUGAUGCUUUAAAUAAUGUCGUCGGUGGGAAAUCAGAUGAUAAAUUAUCCACUCAGAUGAAUCAUUUCUCCUUUUUUUUUAUUCUUGAAGUGAAAACAGAAUGACGUAGAAUAAUUAUUGUGCAUCAAUGUGCAGCCUGGAUCAGGUCUGUAAAAUUGGAAUUUCUUACAAAUAAAGACGUUUGUGUUGUAAAAA